CGAAAUAAUCUUUUUUAUCCAUAAUCCAAGCUGCAAUUGAACUGCACUGCCAAGCUGUCAUGUAGCAUCGCAUUUCGAACCAGGGUUCAUGGAACAAGGCUAGCCUCUGCACAGAUGCGAUGUAAAUCCACCGCGCCGGCCAUCGGGCAUACCUAGUAGCGCGCUGUGGCUUGGGUGAGCUUGUUAGUUGAACCAGCACGCGCGGUGCGCGAUCCUUUUUUUUUAUUAUUUCUUUUUCGUCUUAACUACAUCUCGGCGCACCCUAUAGCAGCUUAAGCAGCUGCCAUGCUUAACAUAUUGGCGGGUUCUUCUUUGCGGACACCACAAGAGUCUCUGUCGCCGCAAAACGUCACACUCGCAACAAACAUAGUCAGUUGCCUUACUCGGAAAUCAACAGCAGGCAGGCUUGCUGCCGCUGCUAUACAAGCCGGUGCCAAAAAAAAGAAGAAAAAAAUAACAACACAAAUCGACAUCCCAGAUUACAGAUCACACAGAUCGGAUCACAUCAGAUCAAAUUUACGCCGUAAAACUGGGGAUCUGCAGCCAGCGCGGGAGCUGCCGUUGCGCCCAUAGAAAGAAGGCCCCCUUCCUUAGCACUGACGGUUGGCGGGCAUAUCUAUCUGCUUUUUUUUUGCAUACAGAUCACCUCUACCCGUUCCGCACAGAUAUCGACGACAGCAGAUACACAAUCGUUUGAGAGGCGGUGGCCCGCCUGUUUGUUUUCUUUUCAUUCUUCAUCGCCUUCGGACCCUUCUCGCCCGCUACCAUGGAUACCACAGCAGUUGUGCAGCCAACGCCUGAUUCCUUAACACCACCAUCAAGGAGAAAGUCACAACCGCACACUGGCCAAGCGAACAGUCAUGCCACAAGUCAAAGUCUUUAUCAGUGCGCAUACUGCCUACGAAGGUACUCUCGUCCUGAGCAUCUCCAGAGGCAUAUAGCCACUCACACCCUCGGAAAGCGCUUUGUCUGCGACAUCUGCGAGAAAGCUUUUGGACGCGGAGAUUUGUUGAAAAGGCAUCGGCAAAACCACCAGGACGAUCCGACGGGGGCUAAAAAGAGGAGAGUAACCUCAACAGCUGGCCGGGUUACAGCGGCUUGCCAGGCGUGUGCUCGUGCCCGAGUUAAAUGUGAUGAGAUCAAGCCAUGUGCUCGCUGCAAAAAUCGAAACCAAAAAUGCGAGUACAGCACUUCCGAGGCCAGCUCCGCAGCUGCCAUGCACCUACUACAUCUUUCCGCAGCGAGGUCUAGUUCAGGGUCGCCAGAUGGCCAUGAUCAUAAAUCCUCAACAAAGUCGGUCUCCAACUCGCCUUCUCCCUUGCAAACGCACCAGGUAAUCGACGCGGCGUCCUUCGGCCAACAGACGCCCAUAUCUGUUACAAACGCUUUCUUGCAACCCCAGUUUACGCUACCGGUCCAGCCGCCCUUGGACCCACGCCUCGCAGGAAUGGACAGCGCGAACGGAAGUGGUGUCAUAGGCCAUCCCGCGGCCGGUUUUGAAAGCAUGUCUCGCACACCCGACGGGGACGUGGCCAUGGACGCCACAUGUGACCGGCAGUACCAAGGUGCAACUUUCACGACGACUCCAUACAGACCACUGACCAGUGGAAGCCCCCCAGAUGCUGCGCCCUUUGCAUAUUUUAUGCGAGAUGUUCUUUACGAUGAACUAGACCCGUCGAGGAUGGUGGGCGCUCAGGGACUGUCUGUUCUGGACUUUAAUGCCAACUCGAGCAUGGAGUUAAAUGACGUCGACCUCGGUUUGUUGGACCAGUGGAGUGGACAUGCGAUUCCUCGGCCAGACGCAACCCAGCAGCCACCGACAGGCACGGCGACAAAGGCCGCGGCUGACUUGUCCAAGAUGAGAAAGCGACUUGUGAAGUCUUGGAGCAACUCGCCAUGGCGUUGGAACCCAACGACCCAAGAUUCUGGCUACUGUGAACAGGAGAACCUCACCGUGCCCCAGGCGGACAGUCUGCUCAACCAGGUCGAGCGCAUCAUCUCUGACAAGCUGGAUCCCUCCAUCCGUGACCGCAUCCUGGCUUCGGUCUUGAGCGAGUGUCGUGGCAACGAUACGCUCCGACGUGUGGCAUCCUCUUUCCCCUCGACAGAAAUUUUGGAGUCUCUCAGCAACAUAUUUGUGGCGUCUCACAUGUCGUCGGUAUCUUCCUGGCUGCACUUGCCUACCUUGAAGCUAAACAACAGUCACCCAGAGCUGAUAGCCUGUUUUGCGUCGUCCGGGGCAGCCAUAUGUCCCAACAUGACGCUGAGGCGCUUUGGUCAAGCUUUGCAGGAAGUCGUGCGUUUGACGUUACCGGCCCGUUUUGAAGAAAGUCAUGUUCGCAUCAAUGAUAUUGGACUUGUACAGUCUCUGGUUUUAAUGCAAGACCUAGGGCUGUGGAGUGGUAACCGGCGAAAGAUGGAGAUUGCCGAAUGCCACCUGAACAUUCCAAUAACCAUGAUGCGGUACAGGAACAAGUUCAAGAGGUCAUACUACUCCAGAAUAGUAGUUACACCUGAGGAUCAAGGUGAAGUGCUCGAGCAGAAAUGGAAACAUUGGAGGGAGCAAGAAUCUUGGAAGAGGCUUGUUUUCCACUGCCAUCUGAGAGACGCACAAAAGUCACUGACCACCUUGACACCUCCACAAGUGUCUUAUGCUGAGCUUACCCUACCACUGCCGGAACCUAAACAGCUCUGGUUUGCCAGUACGGCCAAGGAAUGGCAGACACAGUAUCUGGCACGGGGCGAGCCGGGCAACAACGUCCUGCCCUCGCUCGUCACUUUGUUUCAAGACAUGGGUGCCCUGGGAAGAGAUCGGCACCGAGUCGAUAUACAAUACGCCACUGCCAUCUAUCUGCACGGUGUAUGGUCGCUGAUAUGGGAGCUACGCCAGCUGGCGGCGGUGCAGCGGCACAGCAUCUUCUCUCGGGUCUCGGCAUCAACCGCUCCGGGAAGCCAAAUUGGCGCCCAAGAUCCUGCAUCCCUACUCCUCAAGUCGAGACAUCAUGAGAUAUGCAAGAUGCUGGAAGACUUUUCCUCGGCGACGAGCGACUGGAACGAGCUUUCAGCCCAGGAGAUUCUGACACUCAACUUACUACAGUUGCAUCUUCACGUGUCGAUGGAUGAACUACAAAUUCUUUCGGGCCGAGAGAACGAGGAGCAGGCCCGUCGUGUUUUCAUCCACCUUCAGACAUGGGCCGAGUCUGAGGAGGCUCGGAGGGCAAUUUGGCAUGCUGGUCAGGUGUUGCGUAUGGCCAAGCUCUUCCCAACGGGCCAUCUAAAGGAUUUUUACGCGAUUGGUGUGCACCACGCAGCACUCACAAUUUGGACUUAUGGCGUCAUCAAGAAUGCGGCCGGGCCCGGCAACCUGAGCGGCCUAUCCUUGGGUGAUCUAGUGUACCUGGACGGGCCACAGGCAUCCCAGGUUACGCAGUUUAUCAACUUUGGCCAGGGUUGUCCCGCCAUCAGGGGACCGACACGCAGCGUCGUGGGCAACAGCGGGAACCUGAGACAGGACGACGAGCGGCAGCAACAGCAGCAGAAGUACGGCGGCAGCGGCGUCGUCGUGGCCCCUGUCUCGGACUCGCAGGCCUGCAUGACCAUCGCGCUCGAUAUCUUCCACUCCGACAAAUCGGGAAGCGCACAUGAGGAUGAGGAGCAGAUGGUUUCUAUCAAUGAGAAUCUAUGCCACCUUCUCGCGCAGCUUCGUAGUGCGGCACGGGCUGUUGCCGAUGUUUGAAAGCUCGAGGCUUUUUUGGAAUAGCAUCUCGCUAUUUUAUGUGACUAUGAGAAACACCGCUGGUGACGGUUUCGUGUGUAUUUUUUUUCUUCUUCUUCUGUUUCUUUUCAGGGCCGUGACUACGGAGUUGGGUUUGAAGUUUUCAUGUCAUAUUAUACCCCGGAUUCUCUGUUGCUUGCUUAUACCUACAACAUACCAAGCGCCCUGUUGGAAAAAAAUAAAGGAAAAAAAAGGAAAAAAAAAAGAGAU
Messenger RNA from Pyricularia grisea, 3985 nucleotides. RefSeq lists its product as uncharacterized. The record is from RefSeq and is a predicted model, not a curated record. The coding region runs from base 767 to 3736 and encodes 989 amino acids. Gene Ontology annotation, biological process: regulation of DNA-templated transcription; DNA-templated transcription. NCBI's taxonomy places the organism in Eukaryota, Fungi, Ascomycota, Sordariomycetes, Magnaporthales, Pyriculariaceae. Gene Ontology annotation, molecular function: DNA-binding transcription factor activity, RNA polymerase II-specific; zinc ion binding; DNA binding. The transcript has 5 exons.